ACCAACGCAGCUCAUCUGUCUUCGGAGGCAGAAAACGAAAAUCUUCACGCAGACCCGCGAAAUGUAACCAUUUCCUUUCAUGACACGUGUAAAGGCUCAAUGGUUAAACACUUGCACUUCGAUCAACGGUGUAUGUGUGUGGCGCGUAUUAAUCAUUUUCAUUCCUACUGCAACAUAUUCAUGUGAUGUGUUCUGUUUGUCACGGAACUGUCGAGAGUCAUGUGAUUUCUCUCCGGACGCCGUUAGGCCGCGCACUGUUUACCUUCCGUCACAGGAUUGACGGACUUAUUUCUCGCCAAAUGUAUUCUGUUGGUUCAGAGCGUUUAAUUCAGCAAGCGAGGGAGAUCCAGGAGUCUGAGCUGCAGAGGUUCUACAGCAGGCUGGUGAAGCAGCUGCAGGCGAAGGAGCUCGGUCAUGAGGCUGUGGACUCCCUGCAGAGGCUGCACCUCAUCCUGUCCGCGUGCAAAGACUCGAGGAUGCUGCCCUCGGAUCUUCAGAAGAGGCUCUUGAGCCUUCUGUCUUCACCAUCAGAGCAGAUUCAGGUGCUGACCUCCGCUGUGCUGAGAGAAACACUGCCUCUCUCUGGUCAGGAAGUGAACUACAGCUCGAUGAACAGCCACUCUGCAGCCAUGCUGCUCUCCCAGGCUGCAUCGGGAGCCGAACUCUCAUCUCUGUGCAGUCACCUCCUCAGCAGGCUGGACGGCAGGUCCCCAGACAGCCAGGCUCCCACAGUCACACACACGCUGCCCAUCCUCAACGUCCUCCUCACUCACAGCCCAGAGAGCCUCAGCGAAGAUCAUGUGACUCUCCUUUGCAAGAAGCUGGUGGAUUGGCUGCGCUAUGCCAGCAUCACACAGGGAGGCGGAGCUUCCACCGGAGGCUUUUUCACAGGAUCCAGGUCACGUCAGCCGGUGCCCACAGCAGAGCUGGACGGCUCGGUGUCGGGAGACUUCUUCACCGUCCUGUGUGUGGGGCAAGGCUUCACUGAGGACCAGUGGAUGAACGUCUAUUCCUUCUCCAUGCUGCGCCACUGGCUCCUCACCUUCCAUGGUGCAGCCAGCGGCCCAAUGGCGGCAGACCUCGCCAGCUGGCUGCAGCUCAGCCUGUCGCUCUCCCACUCCUGCGCCCCUGACGACCGCUCAGAAGUGGACGGCUCGCUGGUCUCCAUGGUCUCCGCCACCUCCUCCUCCAGCCGCCUGCUGCCUCCCAAGGAGCGUCUGAGAGAGAAGACGCUGCAGUACUGCCUGCGUCUCAUCGAGCAGAGCGACCGCAAGGCGCAGAAGCGCAUCGACGUGGAGCUGCAGAAAGUGUGCCUGGUGGAGGCGGUGUGCAUCCUGGAUGGUGUGUGUGAGGAAGACCCCUCGCUGGUCUACCGAGCCUUCCCCUGCAUCAAGGCCCUCUUCAGCCGGCUCAACACCGACCUGUCCUUCGCCAGAGUCCUGCUGCCCAUCGCCCAGUUCUACCUGCAUCACGGUGAGAUGGCAGCAGUGGAGUGUGAGAGUGUGUGGAAGCUGGUGUUUGGCCGCUUCCCCGCCGAGCUUUUCAAUGACCCCUUCCUGGCCCACGAGCUCCUACGCUUCCUCCGAGUCAACGUGAAGAGCCUGGAGCUGCGGGUCCCCCUCUACACCCGCUCCUUCCCAAACCUGCUGAAGUUCUUGGCCUGGGACAGUGCGGCUGUUGUGGAGGACUUUGUCGACCUGCUGCCCUCUCUGGUGACCCCUGGAACUGCAGUGGAGCUGCUGCACACCCUGCUGGACCUGCCGUGCCUCAGCGCCACGCUCAUCCUGCAGCUCAGGUCAGCCAGCCUGGCCAUCUCUGAGCAGGGGGGCCGGACCUUCAGGUCCCUGGAUGCCUUUCGCAACCCAACCCUGAGAGGACUCUUCCUUUUCCUGCUACGAGGAGAAUCAGGAUCAGGUUUAUUAAGCCUUUACUACCAUCAUGCUGAGGAAUCUCAUGUGAAGAGCGAGGUGUGGUUGGAUCCGUCUGUGGCUGCUGCUGUGGUGGCUCUGGGGUUUGGGCAGACUGCUGUGCUGUGGGGUCUGGAGCACAUGGCCAGGACAAACCUUGGUCCCGGUGGCUCCAGCUCUGCUCGAUCCUGUCUUGCAGGCGACACCAUCGACCGCCUCAGCUCCCUCCACAGUCUCCUCUCUGAAGCGGCCGAGUGGCCCCGGGUGCUCCAGUGUUCCCAGGUUGUCCCGCCGCUGCUGCACAUCUACUUCGACGCCGUGGUGGCGGUCGCCGACGAGCGGCUGCUGGCUCACCUGCUGCAGGUGCAGCUGGAACGCAGUAGUCUGCUGCUGAACGUGCCCAAGUACAUCCAGCAGGUUCACAGAGUGUUCAGCUGCCAUCUGCUGAGACUAUGCAAGCUCCACCCGUCUCUGGUGGUGGACCAGUCUCACGAACUGCUGGAGUUUGGCGGCACCUCGGCCAACGUCUACAAGAAAGAGGAGCUCUACACACACGUGGUCUGGGUCCUGGGGGAGUACCUGUCUGCGUCAUGCGACUCUCGCUGCUCGGUGUCCCUCAUCACGGCCUGCUUCGAGGCGCUGGAGGCCGUGCUGUUCGAGAUCACCUCCUCGUCGCCGCCCCCGGGUUCAGACUGCCCGGCGCCUCGAGUCAUCACCACGCUCAUGAGUGCCUUGGCCAAGUUGGCGUCCCGGUCACAUGACCUCAUCCCCAGAGUGUCGCUCUUCCUCUCCAAGCUGAGGUCCGGGUCCAGAGCCAGUCCAGUCUGGUGCCCCGACGAGGAGGACCUGGACGCCAUUGUGACACUGGGAGAAGAGCUGUGGUCCCUGCUGAAGAGCCCUGGGGUGGCUCAGAGCGUGCUGACCCCCCCGCCUCAGCUCUCCACUCCCCAGUGGCACCGGGACAUCAACGUGGCCACGCCCCUACAGCUGCGGGCCCUGACCGGCCUCACGCCCUCGCCGUGACGCUCGCCAUGACUGCCUUUUCCAGCACAUAAACGCUCGAUGAAAGAAACCACGAGGCCAUGUCGUUCUUUUCUGCAGCAGGUGCAGUAGGUGUUGACAUGCUCCCACCAGAGUGACCCAGUGGGUCAGUGACACCAGGAAGGAAGGGUCUGAUCCACCCCAGCAGGAGCACUAAGCAUUGCUGGCUCCCAGAGAAACUUGAUCUCUAGCUCAAUCUGAAAUAUCAACUUUGAUGCAUUCAGCGUUCACAUCAGCAAUGUCACGACGAAUCGCUCAAUUGAGCUCAUUAUGUUAUUUAUUGUUCUGUCAGGAUCAUGGAUCAGGAUCUUCUGUUGCUUCUUUAGAUAGUGAAUCAUAUUUGUACAUGAUUUCUAUGAUUUGCUUCAGCAUCACAAGUCCAUGAACAAAACCAGCUUUGAUCACCAUCAAGUGCAAGAUUAAAGCGCCAUGUGGGCCAGUGUUUCUCCUGCGGAGUCAAUCUUUGGCACUGGGCGGGUGAAAGGUCAAACAAAUAAACCCCAUCACAUUUUAACAGA
This is a messenger RNA of Synchiropus splendidus (mandarinfish), 3466 nucleotides long. It is a transcript of the gene ap5z1, whose product is annotated as adaptor related protein complex 5 subunit zeta 1. Lineage: Eukaryota; Metazoa; Chordata; Actinopteri; Syngnathiformes; Callionymidae. The record is from RefSeq and is a predicted model, not a curated record. Gene Ontology annotation, cellular component: AP-5 adaptor complex. The transcript is spliced from 17 exons. Bases 186 to 2930 code for a protein of 914 amino acids.